AUGAGUUCUAACGUCAGAGAAAUCUCGCCUGACCGAAACCAACACCACGACGAUAGUACCAUUGGUACUGACGCACAUACUCUUGGUACUAUGAAGACGAUUUCGAAGCCGGUUGCCAACAAUACCAACGACAGCGCCGUGCACUACCUCGAGCCAGGACAACUUAACGAGAUCCCUAAAGCUCUCAAUGUCUUUCACUUGGUUGGUGCUCUGCUUCAGACUGCAGAGGCAAUCUUCUUGUUUGCGUACUCCAACAAUGUGAACCUCAAAUGGCUCCUUUACACCAACUAUCCUGUUGCCGUCGACAACGCCUUGGCCUCUGCCAUUGGUGGUGAAGGAACUGACAAUGUGUACUUUGCUCGACCCGACAGCAGGUACCUCACCAGCUUCUCAGUACCGUGGGUCACGGGUGCAAUCAUCGGACUGAGUGCCAUUGACCAUAUCUUUGCCAUUAUUCCUGGCGGUCGUGCACGCUAUGAGCAUGAUUUGGCUCGCAGCAAGGCAUCAUACCGUUGGUUGGAGUACUCUGUGUCGUGUUCCUUGAUGAACAUGCACAUCUCUCAACUUGUCGGUGUCACCGACGUCCACAUGGUCAUCUUGAUCUUUGUCUUAUCCAUUUCCAUUCAGUACCCAGCAUACAUUCACGAGGUGGUCAAUGCCAAGGCGCGAGCUGACGGUUUUGCCCAAUACUGGUCGCCAUUCGUCUUCGGAUGCAUUCCUUGGAUUGCUGUCUGGGGUGUCAUCUUUUCCUACUACUCAGAAUCGAUUGCUGCCGGUGAGGAUCCGCCAUCUUUCGUUCUUCCCACAGUUGUUGCCGUGUUCGUUUUGGAAAGUCUCUUUCCCAUUCUUUUUGUUCUCCAGUGGCUCAAGAUUGGAAUCUUUGAGGAUUAUAUCAUUGGCGAGUACGGCUACAUGAUCCUUGGACUGAUCGCAAAGUCGUCACUAGCGUGGAUCACUUUGAUCGGAGCCGAGAAGUAUGCCGAGAGUUUCCAGUAUGAAGAAACUACCACUGAUUUCUUCAAUUGA
Cylindrotheca closterium is the source of this 1026-nucleotide messenger RNA. Lineage: Eukaryota; Bacillariophyta; Bacillariophyceae; Bacillariales; Bacillariaceae. The record is from the annotation of a GenBank genome assembly.